This is a messenger RNA of Elaeis guineensis (African oil palm), 2198 nucleotides long. RefSeq names its product two-component response regulator ORR26. The record is from RefSeq and is a predicted model, not a curated record. Gene Ontology annotation, biological process: phosphorelay signal transduction system; cytokinin-activated signaling pathway. Lineage: Eukaryota; Viridiplantae; Streptophyta; Magnoliopsida; Arecales; Arecaceae. Gene Ontology annotation, molecular function: DNA binding; DNA-binding transcription factor activity.
UUUCACUCAAAACCAGACCUUUUAUCGGAGAAGACCGCCACCCAAAGACCCCCAUCUCCUCCUUUUCCUUCCACCUCCCAAGACAUUCUCCUCGACCAAAGCCCUCAUUUCUUCCAAGGAAGACGCCCUCAUAACCAUGGCAAAUCCCCCAGCUUCUACCCGGACCGAAGCUUUUCCUGUCGGUCUUCGAGUUCUGGUAGUCGAUGACGAUCCCACCUGGUUGAAAAUUCUUGAAAAAAUGCUCCGAAAGUGCUCCUAUGAAGUUACUACAUGUGGCUUAGCAAGAGUUGCUUUGGAGAUGCUUCGUGAAAGGAAAGAUCAUUUUGACAUUGUAAUUAGUGAUGUCAAUAUGCCUGACAUGGAUGGUUUCAAGCUUCUGGAACAUGUUGGGCUAGAAAUGGAUCUGCCUGUUAUCAUGAUGUCUAUAGAUGGGGAAACAAGUAGGGUAAUGAAAGGGGUUCAACAUGGUGCCUGCGAUUACCUUCUUAAGCCUGUGAGAAUGAAGGAGCUAAGAAAUAUAUGGCAACAUGUUUAUAGAAAGAAAAUGCAUGAGGUGAAAGAGAUUGAAGGUCAUUAUAUCAACGAGGAUAUUCAAAUCAUGAAAAUUGGAUCUGAUGAUUUUGAAGACAGGCAUGUAUCGAGUGGAGCUGAUAUAAAUUAUGUGAGAAAACGGAAAGAUGUGGACAAUAAGGAACAUUCUGAUCAAGAAUUUAGUGAUCCUGCAACUGUUAAGAAAGCUAGAGUAGUUUGGUCUGUGGAUCUUCAUCAAAAAUUUGUGAAUGCUGUAAACCAAAUAGGAUUUGAUAAAGUUGGUCCAAAGAAAAUACUUGACUUGAUGAACAUUCCUGGAUUAACAAGGGAAAAUGUUGCCAGCCACCUACAGAAAUACCGUCUCUACUUGAGUAGAUUGCAGAAGCAGAAUGAGGGGAGAACUUCCAGUGGAAAUCUGCAAUCUGAUUUCAGCUCCAAGGAUGUUGCAGGAAACUUUGAUGUGCUUAGCUCGACACAAAUGCAACCAAGUGGUGUAUCUUCAAAAUUUAUAUGCACGGGUCAAAAAAUCCAAGCUCAAGGAAUUAUCCCAGAUGACCAUGCAGAUGACUUUAAAAGCAGUUUGUCUUUGCAAGUUACAGGUAGUAAACAAGCUUUAGUAGGUGAUAUUCCUGACUCUCAGGGGGUCAUCAGUGUCUCUCGGUUAGGCAUACUGCUCCCUUUCAAGGAUAUGAUUCCAGAUGCGGGAAAGAAGUCACUGGAGCCUGCUAUAUCAAGGAACCAGUCAUGGAGUGGGAGUAUUCCUGUUAUGCAAUUUAUGCAGCACCCAAGACAUGACCAUGAAUGUUGUUGUCUGAUAGAAGCCUACUCAUGUCUGCCCAAGCCUGACCAAGAACAGGUUUUUGAUCAUUUUGAUACCCCUCCAUCAGUCAUCUCAAACACAUGCAAUACUGAGAAUGAUAUCUCUGGUCUUUUAGAAUUCAAACUAGUGCACACAAAUCACAGGAGCAGCGACACUAAAACUGCAUCACAACUGUCCUGUAUGACUGACACCACAUCUGCUCAAGUUGAUAGUGGAUCAAGCAAUACUCAGGACUAUGGAGUAGCAUUUGGAAUAGAUGGACUAACAAAUAUAAAAGAUUACUACCACACUCAAACAUCUAGCUAUUUGACACCUCCAUCUGGAGAAUUGAGUCUUAAAAAUGAGACAGAUUUGGUUUCUUCACCUGAGGACUUGCAGUUUUGUUCUCCUCAGGGCAUUGGUAGCUUUGAGAAUGUAGGGUUUAAUAGCAUGGAGAUUUUUCAGUACGAUGAUUCAACAUCGGUGACCGAAGUUCACAGUAACUGGUACGAUGGCUUGGAAUUUAACAGUGAUUAUUUGUAUGACUCAGUGGAUCCUGUGAUAGAUGAAUGUCUUUUUGCCUAAUCACUCUUUUCACACCUUUUCUUCAAAUGGACUACUGCUGAAGAAUGACAUUGCUCGUUCAUAUGUUGCUAUUUUGGUUCCUCUGGUGGGGGAUUAGCAACAUAGGAUCACCAUCCUGGUGGAUUGUUUGAAAUGUAUGAUCAUCUGACCACUUAUUUAGGGCUUGCGUGUACUAUAGAUAAAAUUGUGAUGAUGUAUACUUGAAAUAUGUAAGGAUAUUGAGUAUUCUGCAUUAUUAACUCUCGAAAACAACAGCGUUUUAAAUGUUAUUUUAUUGCAUAGA